UGAGUGCGGGGGUGAGGUGACUGCCGUCGUCUAUGACAACAAUUGAACGCGGGGAGUGAGCGUGUCUUCCGGUUGUACGAUCAGGAGGACUUCAUCUCCUUCUGCUUCAUCGUUUCCGACCCCCAGAACAUUCCGUCUUUCCGGCUGCAGAAUGGAAGAAUCCUGGUGACAGCGCAACACACAGACCCACGCUGAGACCGAGCAUGGCCGUGGACGCGGCGUCCAGCUUCAGCUUUUGCCGCGCCUCCCUGGAUCACACGCUGUCGGCUGAAGAGCUGAGCUACCAGCUGCCACGGCGCUCUGGAGGCAGCAACCUGACCUGGCAUGACGGCCGUAGCCAGAAGACAGCACACACGCGCACCGUCAAACUGCUGCAACAGCCUGGCACAGAGGACAUCCAGCUCCAUCCAGGUGAAGCAUUCACCGUGUACCACACCAGCCCAACGUUGUCCAGUCUGUCCAAACCUGUGGUGCUGUGGUCUCAGCAGGAUGUCUGCAAGUGGCUUAAGAAAUACUGUCCUCACAACUACCUGACCUAUGUAGAAGCCUUCUCUCAUCACGCCAUCACAGGACGGGCCUUACUGCGUUUGAACGGAGAGAAGCUCCAGAGGAUGGGAAUCGUACAAGACACACUAAGACAGGAGGUUCUCCAACAAGUCCUCCAGCUGCAGGUCAGAGAAGAGGUCCGGAACCUUCAGCUCCUCAGUCGAACCUCCUUUGGAAACUUUUCUUAGCUCAUGUCAGCAUUUGCCCUCAGUCCAUGUCACAAAAUCUCCAGCAGCCAUGGAGGGCUAUUGUCUUCAGAUUUGUGAGUGGAGAAUCAAACCUAGGACAAGCCUAUGGACAACAUGUCAAAAGUACUGCGGAAUUAUCCUGCUUGUCUACCAGACCUUGAGACGAGAGACAAAGCUGCUUUCAACCGUAGCAUAAGGAUAAGGUGAUGCUGAAGAUCUAAAACUCUUUUAGGUCAUACUGAGAACAUCUAAUUCUUGUGUGUCGCAUUUCAAUACAGGCUUGUGAAUUGUGGGAAAGCACAUAACAAACAUUUGACCUUUUUUUUUUUUUUUUUUUGGUAGACCAGAUCAAAAUUUUGCCUUUGCAAAGUUACUCUAAUAGUAAUAAUAAUUUGACAAUAGAAGUUUUAAUGCAAAUGUUUUUUUAUGUCAAUUUUCCAUUAUAUUGGAGAUGCAGCUAAAGUUGUUGGUGAGUGUAAAUUCAUCAUUUAUUUUACAUUAAUCCUAAAUAUUGAAGCCCAGGUUUCUGUAAAAAUGAUUAAAAUUAAAGUACACUAAUAUUAAUAUAUAAUACAAAAACAUCCCUCAUACAUAAACUGCAGCGCAUUUUCCUCUCAGUAAUUGAGAUCACUGGUGAGUGACUGAUAGCAGAUAUCAUCGGACAUUUUACUGUAUAUGGUGAUUGAAUAAGACUACAUUUAAGACACUGUAUAGCUACGCACAAUAUACAUUACAUUACAUCUGAGAGUUGUGAAAUAACAUGCACUGUAAAUCAGUAUAUUCUCACAGAAGCUUAGUGUUGUUUCCAUGGGUCAAAUCCCAAGGACAUGCAAGUGUAAUGUUAUGAUCUCGAUGUCUACGCUUGAUGAAGCAAUAACUUAAAUGUAAUUACUCAAUGAGGACUAGCUGUUAGGGAUAAAGCAUACUGAAAUGUGUUAUUUUAUAGUUGGUAUUCUGAGGAGAAUGCCUUUAUGAUUUGCCUAUUAUACAGAAAGAAUUUAACAGACUCGCUGUGUUGUUCAUGAGCAUUACCGUUCGUAAUCUCCCUGACAAACAAAAGAAAUGGAUAAACCCCAAUUGUAUUCCAUACACCUUAUCCCCAUGUGACACUGUGUUUUCUUCAAAAUCCUGUAAUACUGUGACAGCUACCCAGAUACAAGAUUCCCAAGUGGACUCGAGUGAGUGCGUUUGACGUCGGUAUUAAGACAAGCAGACAUCUAUUUAAGAUGAUGAGGAUGGUACAUUUGCAUACAUCAAGAGACAAACUUCCAGCAAAAAACACAUCAGACAACUUGCCUCCAUCUGGCCCUUCAAAGCCAAAAAUGCAAGAGACUGACUAUUAACAGGGAGAUCACCAACUGCAGUAUUUUUCAAAUACCGGUACCCAAUGAUCAGUGUGUGAAUGUGUGUGUGUGUGUGUGUAGGUGUGUGUGUGUGUAUGUAUAUAUUUACCGAAGUAUUGAAAUAAUGUAAGGAAAAAUUAAGAUGAUUUUUUUUUAAUAUAAUAAACUACUAAAGUAUUUCUGAACUUUUUUUUGUUUGCUCUUCAAUGACUCUAUCACACACACAAACUGAUUCAAAACAUAAAACAUCUUUCAACUAAAUGGGGAUUUUCUGUUUCUUACGCCUCUUAUUUUAGUCUUUAUAUACCAUAUUUAGUGGAAAAACCUAAGAUUUAAAAGAUAGGGUGAUUAAAAUAUUAUGAUGGAAAAAAAACUUUACUAACAUGUAUUUGGCCUUUUCUUUACUGACAUUUGGAGAAGCAGUAUGUUUUUAUGAGUCAGGAUUUUCACUAUCACCUUGUAAAACACUUGACCAGCUGGAUACCAAAUAAGGGUGUCAACAAUAAUCGAUGCGGCGAUGCAUCCCGAUGCGGGGCAGGGACGAUUCGAUUCGAUGCGGGCAACACGCUGAAUCGAUUCAGCGCAUUUUAAAACAUAUAAGUACGUUCAAAAAUCUUCCCUGCGCAAUUCCGGUGAUGCAAUGGAUUUGGUUUCCCCAUUGUAUUGUUAUUCUCAGAGAGAGCUACUUUACAUUCAAAGCAAGCCCGUACAUGUUAGAUCGGGCCUAAAAAAUUCCAGCCCAACCCGACACGGCCCGCUGGUAUUGAAGCCCGACCGGCCAGAUCAAUUAACUAUAGAUCUGCAUGCCCGAGCUAAGUGAUGCGGAAAAAAAAAACGCAGCAGCAGCAGCAAUUUAUUUUCAUUUCUUCAAGUUUUCUUACUGUUUAAAUAGUCUACAUAUUUUUAUAAGAGUUAUAAAAGCCUUUACACAACGAAAUAACGCUGGGAAAGUUCAAUAUAAAAAAAAAAAAAAAAGGUUUUGCAGACACACAGAGGAGAAGAUUCGAAAGGAUCGCAUUUGCCUUUGUGUGCAUAAAUAAAAGUGCCUUUCCUAACAAAUUCUCAGUUGGCAGACAAA
Corythoichthys intestinalis (scribbled pipefish) is the source of this 3155-nucleotide messenger RNA. It is a transcript of the gene samd10b, whose product is annotated as sterile alpha motif domain containing 10b. Gene Ontology annotation, cellular component: cytoplasmic side of plasma membrane. The transcript has 5 exons. The record is from RefSeq and is a predicted model, not a curated record. The coding region runs from base 204 to 734 and encodes 176 amino acids. Gene Ontology annotation, biological process: cell surface receptor protein tyrosine kinase signaling pathway. Lineage: Eukaryota; Metazoa; Chordata; Actinopteri; Syngnathiformes; Syngnathidae. Gene Ontology annotation, molecular function: protein binding.